AUUGUUCAUUAUCAAUGUGUCCGUGUGUUUUGCUCGGAGGGGAUGGAAUGCACUACGGUGGACGCGUUGCUUUUAAACAAUUGCUUAAUAGAGACGAACAUAGAUGGUGGAUUGUAUCGCAACAGGGCAACAUAUUCAAGACGAGAUUACGUGCGAUGAUUUGACACGUAUAGUCUGAUACAUUUGGGCGUUAUCACGCGUCUAUUUAAACGUGCUCUUUAUUCUUCGGUAACGAAUUUUCGUGAAAUUUUGCCGGACGGAGCUGUCGAUCGAGGACUAUUCCGUUUCCUGUGUUUUUUUUUAUCAAAAUGCCAGAAAACGUGAACGGAAUGCAAAUGUUCGAAUUGAACACAGAUAAUUUGACGGCUGCUCCAAUAUCGAAAGAAACAACAAAUGAUACGAACAGAAAUCCCGAGAUUACUUAUGGUAUCGACGAUAUCCCGCCAUGGUAUCUGUGUUUGUUCAUGGCAUUACAGCAUUACUUGACCAUGAUUGGCGCCAUCGUUUCUAUCCCUUUUAUUCUAACGCCGGCCCUUUGUAUGGCCGAAGAUGAUCCUGCCAGAAGUCACGUUAUUUCCACGAUGAUCUUUGUCACAGGUCUGAUAACGUUUGUUCAGAUUACCGUAGGAUGUAGAUUGCCAUUGGUACAGGGUGGUACUAUAUCGUUCCUCGUACCGACUCUGGCGAUAUUGAAUCUACCGCAGUGGCAAUGUCCCGCGUCGGAAGUUAUGGAGCAAAUGUCCCCUGAAAACCGGACCGAACUUUGGCAAACUCGGAUGAGAGAAUUGUCAGGAGCGAUUGCCGUUUCCUCUCUGUUUCAAGUAAUUAUCGGGUUUGGAGGUAUUGUCGGGUACUUGCUGAAAUUUAUAACUCCAUUGACAAUUGUGCCGACGGUUUCAUUGGUUGGGCUAUCCCUCUUCGAAAAUGCUGCGGAUGCUGCAUCUCAGCAUUGGGGUAUCGCGGCUGGAACAAUAAUAUUACUGACUACAUGUUCUCAAAUAAUGGUCAACAUUCCAUUUCCGUUUCCAAUGUAUCGUAAAGGCCAAGGACUCCAAAUCAUCUGGUUCGAAUUAUUCAAACUCUUCCCAGUUUUGCUGACGAUAAUCGUCAUGUGGAUAAUUUGCGCUAUAUUAACAGUAACCGACACAUUACCAUUCGGUCAUCCCGCUAGAUCCGACAGUAAAUUGAGAAUUAUAAGCGACUCACCCUGGUUUCGGAUACCAUAUCCCGGACAGUGGGGUGUACCCACCGUAACAUUGUCGGGUGUACUUGGUAUGUUGGCGGGGGUAUUAGCGUGCACAGUCGAAUCCAUCAGCUAUUAUCCAACCACUGCAAGAAUGUGUGGAGCACCUCCACCACCGGUUCAUGCGAUCAAUCGUGGUAUCGGAAUAGAAGGUCUCGGUACAAUGCUGGCCGGACUUUGGGGUAGCGGUAAUGGUACAAAUACAUUCGGCGAAAAUGUCGGCACAAUAGGGGUCACCAAGGUCGGCAGCCGUCGAGUCAUACAAUGGGCCUGCCUCUUGAUGAUUUUGCAAGGGGUGAUCAGCAAAUUCGGCGCCGUGUUCAUCAUAAUUCCCGAGCCGAUAGUCGGCGGAAUAUUCUGCGUUAUGUUUGGGAUGAUUUGUGCAUUCGGUUUGUCAGCAUUACAAUAUAUAAAUCUUAAUUCUCCGAGAAAUCUAUUCAUUCUCGGUUUAUCUAUGUUUUUCCCUCUGGUUCUAUCGAAAUGGUUGAUCAAAUAUCCAGACGUGAUACAAACGGGAAAUGCUAUAGCGGACAGUGUAUUCACUGUAUUACUCAGUACUACUAUUUUAGUAGGCGGUUUUUUAGGCUGUUUCCUGGACAACAUUAUUCCAGGUAAUGCGAAAGAUCGUGGAUUGGAGGCUUGGGCGAAGGAAAUGGAACUGACCAAUGGCGCGAUUGACAAAAAGACUAGCGAAGCGCUUAGUGCUGAAUACAUCCCAAAUACUUUCGAUUUUCCAUUUGGAAUGGAUCUACUGAGAAGAUGGAAGUGGACAUCAUACAUUCCAUUUUUACCCACUUAUCAGAAGUUGUAAAUGCGCCAAAAGUAAAUAACGCAACUACUUCAUAUGCCUGUUCAUCGCGAGAUAUGACCUGUAAUCGAAAAACUGUGAUGUAGAAAGAGACAAAUGUGAUAUCAUAGAGUUAUAAAAACUUUUAUAACACAUGCAGAAAUGGAUACAUAAGAAUGUCACUAAUUUAUUACUUCAGAACACUGAACACAAAAUAAUAAUUGCGUCUCAAGAAAUACUAUGUAAGUACUAUAAAUGAUGUAUGUGAGAUCAUGUAAGUAUCAUAAAUGAAAUGUAUAUG
Molecule: messenger RNA, 2331 nt
Organism: Pogonomyrmex barbatus (red harvester ant)
Lineage: Eukaryota; Metazoa; Arthropoda; Insecta; Hymenoptera; Formicidae
Product: solute carrier family 23 member 1
Biological process (GO): transmembrane transport
Cellular component (GO): membrane
Molecular function (GO): transmembrane transporter activity
Source: RefSeq, a predicted model, not a curated record